CUUGAACCACCUUCAGAAGAGCUUCCCUAUUUAUACCACUUUUUUUUUUGCCAACUCCAAACUUUCCACUUACCUCACUUGCCUCGUUCAAAACUAGCACCUCCGCAUCAGUAUCCUUGCCAAGCCUCCAUCACCACCACCACAACCACUAACGCCACAUCUCACCAUCAAAAUGUCUACCGGCAACUUCAAGUUCGAGAACAAGGGCCACAACUGGGUCCAAAACGACGUCUGGACCGCCGUUGACGGCUACACCAUGGGCCAUCUCCACCCCUCCAGCAAGCCCAACGCCUCAGCUCUCCAAAACGCCCUCGACGCCUCCAAAGCCGCCGGCCUGCCUGACAUCUCGGCCUCCCCGGCUCAGAGCAAGUUCAUGGCUCUCCAGUGCCGCGUUCUGGGCGUCACGCACGCCCUCGAGGUCGGCACUUUGGGCGGCUACUCGGCCAUCUGGCUGGCGAGCGAGAACCCGCAGAUGAAGCUUACCACUGUCGAGUUCGACCCGCAUCACGUUGAGGUGGCGCGCAAGAACAUUGAAUACGCUGGAUUAUCGGACAGGAUCGAGGUUAUCCAGGGAUCUGGAUUGGAGGUGUUGAACCAGCUGAAGGAGGAGAUCCAGGAGGGCAAGAGGCCCAAGUUCGGCUUCUUCUUUAUCGAUGCCGAUAAGCCGAAUAAUCUCAACUACUUCAACUUGGCGGUGGAGAUGGCGCUGCCCAAGGCCAUGAUUUGCGUGGACAAUGUGGUGCGCGGAGGCAGGUUGAUUGAUCAGAGUUUGACUGAUCCCAGGGAGACGGCUGGCAGGAUUCUGGUGGAGGGAGUGGCUAAGGAUUCGAGGGUUGAGUCGGUGGUUAUGCAGACUGUGGGUGAGAAGAGCUAUGAUGGAUGUCUUUGGGCCAUCUUGAAGUCGGAUGCUUGAAGUACAUCAGGGAGUUGAAAGGC
Messenger RNA from Neurospora tetraspora, 936 nucleotides. Its product is annotated as O-methyltransferase-domain-containing protein. Gene Ontology annotation, molecular function: O-methyltransferase activity; S-adenosylmethionine-dependent methyltransferase activity. The transcript has a single exon. The coding region runs from base 173 to 913 and encodes 246 amino acids. The record is from RefSeq and is a predicted model, not a curated record. NCBI's taxonomy places the organism in Eukaryota, Fungi, Ascomycota, Sordariomycetes, Sordariales, Sordariaceae.